Molecule: messenger RNA, 2965 nt
Organism: Sphaerodactylus townsendi
Lineage: Eukaryota; Metazoa; Chordata; Lepidosauria; Squamata; Sphaerodactylidae
Gene: SEPTIN10
Product: septin 10
Exons: 11
Coding region: 220-1695 (491 amino acids)
Biological process (GO): cytoskeleton-dependent cytokinesis
Cellular component (GO): microtubule cytoskeleton; septin ring; septin complex
Molecular function (GO): GTP binding; GTPase activity; molecular adaptor activity
Source: RefSeq, a predicted model, not a curated record
CCCUGGACGACUUCUGUUCCACCGUGGUCGCGCUCGCACUGCCCCCCUCUCCGCCUCCUCCAAUCGAAAGGCGGCAGGCGAAGAAUGUGCCCCGCCCCUUUGCUAGCCGAGGCCUCUCGCAGUCGCCGGUUAUAGUCCAGCUGUUGCGGUUGGAGUCGGGGGUUCUGCGCUCGGCUCGCUUCCCCCCCCCCCCCGUGCGGUGCCCCCUCCCCCUUUGUCAUGGCUUCCUCCGAUGUGGCGCGGCAGUUGCAGUAUUCACCUGAUUUUGGAAUGAGAGCACACUCUAAUCCCCCUUGUGAUAAUCAAGAUGCAAAGAGACAGAAUUGUCGAUCCUUAUCCUUGUCUGGUCAUGUUGGUUUUGAUAGUUUACCAGAUCAAUUGGUUAACAAAUCAGUCCAUCAGGGCUUCUGCUUCAAUAUUCUCUGUAUUGGCGAGACAGGACUUGGAAAAUCUACCUUGAUUGAUAGCUUGUUUAAUACCAGUUUUGAAGAACGCUCGUCAACACACUUUCAGCCAAAUGUAAGACUUAAGGCUCAGGCGUACGAGCUUCAGGAAAGCAACGUUCGGUUGAAGUUGACCAUUAUAAGUACAAUUGGAUUUGGUGACCAGAUAAACAGAGAUGACAGCUAUCAGCCAAUAGUGGACUAUAUAGAUGCACAGUUUGAAGCCUAUCUCCAGGAAGAGCUGAAAAUUAAACGCUCCUUAAAUAAUUACCACGACACUCGCAUCCAUGUGUGCCUUUACUGCAUUUCUCCCACAGGGCACUCCCUUAAAACUCUUGAUUUAUUAACCAUGAAAAACCUUGAUAGCAAGGUGAAUAUUAUUCCAGUUAUAGCCAAAGCUGAUGCAAUUUCUAAAACCGAACUUCAGAAGUUUAAGAUCAAAAUCAUGAGUGAACUGGUCAGUAAUGGAGUCCAGAUAUAUCAGUUUCCUACGGAUGACGAGGGCAUUGCUAAGAUCAAUGCUACUAUGAAUGGACAUUUGCCAUUUGCUGUAGUGGGGAGUACAGAAGAGAUAAAGAUUGGAAAUAAAACAGUAAAAGCUCGCCAAUAUCCUUGGGGCAUUGUGCAAGUGGAAAGUGAGAAUCACUGUGAUUUUGUGAAACUCCGUGAGAUGCUGAUUUGUACAAAUAUGGAAGAUCUAAGAGAACAAACUCACAUGCGCCAUUAUGAGCUGUACCGCCGUUGCAAAUUGGAGGAGAUGGGCUUCCGAGACACAGGUCCAGAAAACCAGCCUGUCAGUCUUCAGGAAACCUAUGAAGCCAAGCGGCACGAAUUCCUUGGAGAACUGCAGCGGAAAGAAGAAGAGAUGAGGCAGACAUUUGUGCAGAGGGUCAAAGAGAAAGAAGCAUUGCUGAAAGAAGCUGAACGAGAAUUGCAGGUGAAGUUUGAACAUCUGAAACGACUUCACCAAGAAGAGAGGAUGAAAGUAGAAGAGAAAAGAAAGCUUCUGGAAGAGGAAAUCCUGGCAUUCCAUAAAAGAAAGGCCGCCUCAGACAUACUGCAAGGGCAGGCAUUUGUCUCUACACCCACUGUUACUUUAAAAAAAGAUAAGGAUCGCAAGAAGGAUCAAGGUUUUCGACUUGAGCUCCUGUGUUUUGAUGUGAGAGAUCAGGAAGUUGUGAAUAUUCAGGAAGCGAGAGAGAGAGAGGCGUUAGAAAGGGAAAGGCUCGCUCACAGGGAAUACAACAAAUAGUAUUUGGAAGCAAUAUAUAAAGGUUAUGUGGUUAGGGUAUGUUAGUCUUCACAGAUGCUGAAAACAGAAUUGAUACUUAACCAAUGAUAUCUUCAUUUUUGCAGAUUUUGCAUCUUUUUCCGUUCCUAGUAACUUUACUGAAAUUUACCACAUAGUUCUUAGUUUUCUAGUCAUGGUAGAAAAUACUACAGGUCUAUGACUAACCUUGUGAUUUGUGAAAUGGAAUGUGAAGAUUGUUGCAUUUCCUGGGCUAGAUCCACCCAGCUUUUUCUGCUGGUACAAAUUGGAGGAGAACGGUUCUCCCCUCCCCCACCUGAGGCUCAUCUGGAAACCAUAAAACCUGCAUGGGUGAAAAACUGGAGAGAUGAGGGAGGAGGGGAAUUUGGGGUGAUUGAGUGAAAAAGAAGGCUGGAUCCAGUCCAUGGUUCUCCUCAAAAUUCAUUAAUUAUUAAGGAGUAAAUUGCCUGGCUGUCAGCUCAAAACAAAAACUCCGUUAAAGACUCUAUAGAGGUAUAUAUGCUUUAUGCAAUAUGAAGCACAGUUCCUAACAACUUAAAAAGGAAAUAGAAAGUUGUAACAUGGAGUUGGUUAUAAAUCUUGUAUGCACAACCAGUGAUUAACUGGAAAAAUAAGAUUUGUGUCCUUGAAUUCAGAAGGUGUCAAUAAUAAGAAAACAGAUAAAACAGUUUCUUCAGAAAAUUAAUUUUAUUUGUACAUUACUGGAAUGAAAAAUUAAUGAUGCAACUUUUUUAUUUUCUUUGUUGUAAAUUGAUAUUUUUGUUAAUUUAGUAUUACACAUUUGUAUUACAAAACAUACACAGAGUAUAAUUUGUACAACAAUGGAGUUAUUACCAUGGUUAAAGUAUGUGUGUAUGUAUAUUUUAAAGAGUACCUGCUAAAGCAUAUUAGAUUCAAUUAAGGGUGAGAAGAUGGUAAUAGUGUAUAUCAGAAUGAAUUCAAAUCAUGAGAAUGGGAUUUGUAUAGCCCUCUUCCAGUUCAGUCUGGUUUGCUUUUCUCAUGUGGAAAGCUAACGCAUUUUACCAUAGUAAAGUAAAACCAUGUGAAACUGAGUUUUGGAUUUUGGGAGAGCAUUCAAACAUGUAAACCCCGCCUUCUAUCUGAAAUGGUACUGUCAUUAUAAUCGUCUCAUAUUUCUGAAUGUUUGAGUCAGUGGCCUUUUAUAAAAGUAAAAUGGAUUUCUUGAGACAAAACUUUCUGUACUCUAAAUAGCUUUUCUUUCAUGGAGAAAAGAACAACUAAUAUGCUUUUU